AUGUCGACACCGAAAACUGAGACAGUUGGCGAGAAGCGCGAUGGGAACACGGGCGAAGAGCAAAGCAUUUCAAUAGCCACCGCUUCUACGCCUCGAGUUUCCAGCGUGGGUGAGGCCACGUCGCAUCUGCAAACGCAAGCGGGCGAAUCCCCCGCGAAACCUGGCAUUCAGACGCGUCAAAAGCGCGUCCUACCGUCGCGGUCGCGAAGAGGCGGCCCUGGCGUGGGCAGUACAGAAAUAGACGUCAUGAUACUGGACAACCUGAAGCGGAGGCUCGAAAGCGAGCCCCUAAUUCCGGCCGAAUCACGAUUUCUACUCACCACGAACUCCUCCCUAGUCCCUUCAACGUCGGUUUCCGGCUCCUUUCAGGCAGAGCUCAAUAGCUCAGCAUAUAUCCGCUAUUUCGACCGUCCAGAGGUCCAGAAAGCAUACCGAGAGCAGCAGAUCAUACAGACGCCUGAGUUCACACAGCUUGACGAAGAUGCCAAUGUUGGCGGCCGCUUUAGACCGAGGGGUGCAGAAGAUGAGUCCGCAGACACGUCUGAUGCAAUGUACGAAAAGCGCCAUCGCAAAUACGAGACAUUUGAGAAGCGACAGCGCCUGCGAGAGAAGGAAAAGCUCAAGCAUGAACAGUACAAGCUCAAGGAACGUAUGGAGCAACUGCGCGCCAUGGACACCCCCGCAUUCCUCACACUGCCCGCGUCGGAUUUUCCUGUGACCUCUGAGGAACCGCCCGAAGUAAUCCCCGAAGACGACCCUGAGUACAAUGAUAUUCAAGGUGCUCCUACAACUAUUUCCGCCGCACACAUUGAAGGCGAACGGCGACGGAAGCUGAUGCUUGACAUCGCUCUCAGCUUGGAGGAGCGGUACCGGACGCUUUUGCCGCCCGACCGAAGAUGGCUGGAGAAAAAGAACAACAAGCCAGAAAGCAUCAGUGCCUCCGGAGGCACUCCAGCGGCCAGACAGUCGAUACCCAUCGAGGUCGAGGAGGAGGGAGAAGAAGAGAUCGACGAGCUCAUGGAGUCGGACGAGGAGCCUGUGAAAGAGCCCCCACCGAAACCAUAUCAUGACGAGGAUGGCGAGUCUGAGGUCGACUUCGAGGCGCGCGAGCGCGAGCGGUCCAAGGGGCUUAAGCUACGGAUCAAAUUCCCGCCGCGCACCCCCUCACAGCUCAAGGACGCGCUCGCGAAGCAGGCGUCCGCAAAGAAGAAACAAUCCACGCUAUCACCCUUCCUUGCGAAACAUGCCGCCGAGACACCGCGGACGGACACUCAUGCACGCGUCAUCUCAACUGCCUCAUCCAUCGUCACCGCACCUGCUGGCCCUGUGCGCGUGCGCGAUGCCGACGGGAGGUUUCUCUCAAAAAACAAGAGCUCGUCCGCGGAGUCUGCGUCGGCGAAGCUGCCGCCCAAAAAGAAAUAUCGCACCGACGGCGCAUCUCGAGCAGAAUCGAUCUCCGCUGUCGGCCGCACUCUCUCCAGGGGUUCGCCGUCCAUCGGAAAGGGACACGCAUCGUACGCGGGGGCAGCUGGCAGACCGGAGCCCACGACGUGCGUUCUCAUGAUAUCUGCGAUGCGUAACUCUGCUGCGCCGAACGUCAGGAAGACGCAGCGGCACAUCACUGCGUUCGGGGCGCGGGUCCCGCAAGAGCUUGAGGAGGUGCGGGACUUUGAGAUUCCCCACUGGGUAUUAGCGGGUGCGCAGUCGGGCAGUCAGGACGGGUGGGACAAUGAGAGCGAUGACGACCCGUAUUUCAACGGCCAGCCGUGGAAUGGCCAGGGUAAUGGGUUUUUUAACAAGAUCAAGCGCGAGUCACCGUCCAGCGCGCCGUCAGUAGGAGGUCCACCACCGGGACCAGAUGAUGACGACCGCGUCCAGAUUACCGUUCUCGAGGAAUGA
This is a messenger RNA of Postia placenta MAD-698-R-SB12, 1899 nucleotides long. RefSeq lists its product as hypothetical. Bases 1 to 1899 code for a protein of 632 amino acids. The record is from RefSeq and is a predicted model, not a curated record. NCBI's taxonomy places the organism in Eukaryota, Fungi, Basidiomycota, Agaricomycetes, Polyporales, Adustoporiaceae. The transcript has 3 exons.